This is a messenger RNA of Penicillium manginii, 2133 nucleotides long. RefSeq lists its product as uncharacterized. The record is from RefSeq and is a predicted model, not a curated record. The coding region runs from base 1 to 2133 and encodes 710 amino acids. The transcript is spliced from 4 exons. Lineage: Eukaryota; Fungi; Ascomycota; Eurotiomycetes; Eurotiales; Aspergillaceae.
AUGGAGCGAGUAGUAAUCGUCGGCGCAGGGCUGUAUGGCCUCAUCGCGGCAAAGACUUACCUUCAGAUCAACGGCGUAUACGACCAUGUUGGAGGGUUGAAGGAUGCAACCGAGCCUAAUACGGAUAUCCCAAGAUGUUUCACUGAUACGGCACAUAUCGGCGAACGUAGCAAGGGAUGCUCUCUAUUGGUGAUCGAUUCUGCAUCAGAUAUCGGAGGAACCUGGGCUGAAGAGCGACUCUAUCCCAAUCUCCUCAGUCAGAAUUCAUACGGAUUAUAUGAAUUCAGUGAUCUCUCGCUCGCGGACGUCGUUCCACCGGAUGAAGAUGGACCUGGGCAGCAGUUUAUUGCAGGAUGGAAGAUAAAUCGAUAUCUCCAUGCAUGGUCCGAGAAGUGGAAAUUAAAAGAACACAUUAGGUUGAACUGGAGGGUCGAUGGCGUCCGACGCUUGGAAGGCAGAGAAUGGCAGCUCGACAUCUGUAUCGCAUCGGAUAACAACCGUAAUAUCAGAAUCAUCUGCGACAAACUGAUACUCGCCACGGGGCUCACUUCAGUGCCCAGCUUUCCACAAGUUGAAUCAUCUCCAGAGAGCAAGAAGACAAACUCAGUCAUCCACGCCAAGGAUAUUGGACACUGGGCACGUCGGAAUUUGGGAUAUCGUCCAUUGCCAGAUCCUAGAAAUGGAGAGAAAAACACGUCCCGACAUGAGCUGAGAAAUCGACAACUUCGCUCGGUCGUGAUCCAUGGCGGUGCAAAAUCCUCAUUCGACCUGGUACACUUUUUCGCCACGCUACAUCAACAUGACCCAAUGGCGCAUCUCGAUGUAACACCUCAGGAUCCAGUGCAGAUAAAUUGGAUCAUUCGCGAGAAGGGCACGGGGCCUUCGUGGAUGGCACCGCCGAUGUCCGCUCUACCUACAGGGAAAGUCGUCCCCAGCGACAAGGCAGCAAGCAGUCGACUCCUGCAUUAUUUCGACCCAUUUUGUUCAGAGAUCCCAAAGCGCAUCGUCCUUCAGACGCCGAAAGGGGGAUAUAUCUGGAACGUGCACCUAGAAGGAUCGUGGUUGGUACGAAUCCUUCACGGCAACCCAUUAGGUCGUUGGUUCAUACGGUGGUUCUGGGGCUCCGUGGAUCGCGAGUUGGAAGAGACUGCGCAGUAUAGUAAGGAUUCGAAGUCGAAAAUGCUUCGACCGAGUCACAGUGUCGUAUCAUGCAACUCAACCAUCGGGAUCGCCAACCAGGCCAAUCUAUGGGAAACGAUUCGACAGCCUCAUGUGAAAAUAUAUCGGUCUACUGUACAGAGUAUUUUUGCCUCGGGAAAUGCAAAUGGAAAUGGAAACGAACGGGGCGAUGGAGUGAGUCUCACAUUGGCGGACGGUGUCCGCCUUGAACAUGUCGAUCUGGUCGUCCAUGCCACAGGGUACAAGCCUAUUGUACCUAUCACAUUUGAGCCACGCUCAUUGAGACUCCAACUUGGGAUAUCGGAUAUUUUAGAUUGCCCGCCUGAAAUGGAAAUAUACCAUGAGAAGGAAGAGGUUGACCAUCAGACGGUGGGUCGGGCUGACUCGGGGUUCGCAAAGCGCAUGCACCACUGGCAGCAACUAGACAAAAUAUCAAAGAAAAAAAUCACGAAGAUCCUGACUCGCAAUGGAAGUCCCCUGGAGACCUGCAAUCGCCCACCGGAGAUCGAGGAAAUUCAAGUCGUUCCAUUUCGCCUCUUCCGCCGGAUGGUGGCACCGGAAUUGGUGGCCGAGGGCGAUCGAUCCUUUGCAGUUCUUGGGGUCAUUCUCACAUCGACAAUCGCAGUGGUUGCAGAGGUUCAGGCACUCUGGGUUGCGGCUUUUCUGACUGGUGGACUUGAUGAUUCCAGAUCUCGUUCACUUGAGUAUCUUCAUCCGAACCUUUUUUCAAGAGAUCGAAUGGAGGAAUCCAUUGCGGACGAUGUGGCACUUGGAGCGGUUACUGGCAGUGGCCUGCAAGUUGAUGCGAUCCACUAUAAUGAUGUCCUAAUGAAAGACCUCGGACUAAAUGCCCAUCGACUGGGUGGAGGGAGGUGGAGAGAACUCACUGGGGUGUAUCAGCCGUCAGGAUAUGCGGGGAUUGUGGAUGAGUGGAGGGAUAAACAAACUAGAUAG